CAUGGCAACCGGCGGGGUUGUUGUGAGGGGCACCAAAAUGGCGGCGGGAGCCCCUCAGAUUUUUCCAGGAUGGAGGAAGAGGAGCAGCUGCACCACGACCUCAGGGACUUCACAGACCGGGGUUUUCUCCGGGGUUUUCUCCGCUCUUCCCUCCCCUUUUGGCUCCUGCUCGGCCUCUCCUUCCUCCUCAACCUCUUCCUCUCCAGCCUGGCCCUUGCCAGAGUUUCCGGCCUCUCUUCCCAACUCCGGGAGCUGAAACCUCAACAGGAGCUCAACUUUUCCAACCGGGAUUCGCUCCUUUUUCCCUGCGGGCCGAAUUCCCGGGACUGGGAAUAUUUCCAUGGAAAAUGUUACUACUUC
Molecule: messenger RNA, 360 nt
Organism: Myiozetetes cayanensis
Lineage: Eukaryota; Metazoa; Chordata; Aves; Passeriformes; Tyrannidae
Product: hepatic lectin-like
Exons: 5
Source: RefSeq, a predicted model, not a curated record